AUGGCUGCCAUUUCCGUGCCCAAGGCCAUGGAGGCCUUGACCAUCUCGAAGACCAAAGAGCUGAAAGGGACCGAGAAGCGCGACUCCUUGAUCGCCGUCGAAAAGAAAUACCAGCAAAAAUGGCAAGACGACCGCGUCUUCGAAGUCGACGCCCCGACCACUGCCGAGGUUCCCUUGCACUCCAUCUCGGCCGCUGAACUGCGGGAAAAGGUGCCCAAGUUUUUCGGAUGCAUGCCGUAUGCGUACAUGAACGGCGUCUUGCACGCCGGCCACACCUUUUCGGCCAGCAAGGUCGAGUUCGCCGCCGGCGUCGCUAGGAUGCAAGGCAAACGAGCCUUGUUCCCCAUGGGCUUCCACUGCACGGGCAUGCCCAUCAAGGCUUGUGCCGACAAGCUAAUCAACGAGAUUGCAAAGUUUGGCAAGGACUUUUCCGGCUACAACGAGGAGAAGGAGGAGGAGGUGGUGGCGGUGGUGGGCGGGCAGAACAAGGCGGCUGUUGACGCCAAACCCGUGGCCCCAGCUGCCAAGCAGACCAAGGAAGACGUCACCAAGUUCACGACCAACAAGAGCAAGGCCAAUGCAAAGACCGUCAAGAUGAAGUACCAGUUCCAGAUCAUGCAGGCAAUCGGCAUCCCGAUCGAGGAGAUCCACCAGUUCGCCGACCCCCAGUACUGGCUCAAGUUCUUCCCUCCCCUGGCCCAGCGAGACUUGACGAGCUUCGGCUGCCGAAUCGACUGGCGCAGAUCCUUCAUCACGACCGACGCCAAUCCCUACUAUGACGCCUUUGUCCGAUGGCAAAUGAACCGCCUCAAGGAGCUGAACAAGAUCAAGUUUGGCAAGCGAUACACCAUUUACUCCAUCAAGGACGGGCAGCCUUGCAUGGAUCACGAUCGCGCCGAGGGCGAGGCCGUCAACCCCCAGGAGUACACUGCUCUGAAGCUGAAGGUCCUGGAAUGGGCACCCAAGGCUGCCGAGGCCGUCAAGGGCAAGAUCCCCGCCAACGCCGACGUUUUCCUGGUCCCGGCUACUUUGAGACCCGAAACCAUGUACGGCCAGACUUGCUGCUUCGUUGGCCCCAAGAUCACCUACGGCUUGUUCAAGGCCGGAGACAGCUCGUACUACCUCGUCACCGACAGGGCUGCCCGCAACAUGGCCUACCAGGGCAUCCUGGCCCAAGAGGGCGUGGUCGAGAAGGCUGCCGAGGUCCAGGGGUCCGACGUUGUGGGCACGCUGGUGAAUGCUCCGCUGUCUCUGCACAGGGAGGGCGUUCGGGUCCUCCCCAUGGAAACCGUGUUGCCCACCAAGGGAACCGGCGUCGUUACCUCGGUGCCGUCCGACAGCCCCGACGAUUUUGCAACGGUCAGCGAUUUGGCCAAAAAGGCCGACUACUACGGCAUCAAGAAGGAAUGGGCCGAGCUUGAGAUGGUGCCCAUCAUCGAGACCCCCUCUUACGGCGACUUGUGCGCACCAUUUCUGGUCAAAAAGAUGAAGAUUGCCUCCCCCAAGGACACCAAGCAGCUCGAAGAGGCCAAGGAGCUGGCCUACAAGGAAGGUUACUAUCAGGGCGUGCUGAAGGUUGGCGACUUUAAGGGUGAAAAGGUCGAGACGGCCAAGCCCAAGGUUCGAAGCCAGCUGAUGGAUGCCGGCGAGGCGUUUGCCUACUCGGAGCCCGAGAGGAAGGUGGUGAGCCGGUCUGGCGACGACUGCAUCGUCUCCCUGAUGGACCAGUGGUACCUGGACUACGGCGAGGAGUCGUGGAAGGAGACGGCACUGAAAUGGGUCGAGAACGCCGACGGCAAGGGCCUAAACACGUACACCCAGGAGACCAAGAACAGCUUCGAGGGUGUCCUGAACUGGCUGAACCAGUGGGCCUGCGCCCGCACCUACGGCCUGGGGUCCAAGCUGCCGUGGGAUCCCCAGUUCCUGGUCGAGAGCUUGAGCGACUCGACCAUCUACAUGGCCUACUACACCGUCUGCCACUGGCUGCACAAGGACCUGUACGGGAAGGAAAAGGGCAUCGGAAACGUGGGUGCCGAGCAGAUGACGGACGAGGUCUGGGACUACGUGUUCUGCCGCCGGGACCUGGGCGACGACGUGCUGGGCGGCUCGGGGAUCCCCCGGGCCACGCUGGAGAGCAUGCGGCGCGAGUUUGAGUACUUUUACCCGCUGGACGUGCGGAGCUCGGGCAAGGACCUGAUCCCCAACCACCUGACCUUCUUCCUGUACAUCCACCUGGCCGUGUUCCCGCCGGAGUACUGGCCGCGGGGCAUCCGGGCCAACGGGCACCUGAUGCUGAACGGGGAGAAGAUGGCCAAGAGCACGGGCAACUUCAUGACGCUGCGCGAGCUGGUGGACAAGUACGGGGCCGACGCGUCGCGCAUCGCCAUCGCGGACGCGGGCGACGGCGUCAGCGACGCCAACUUUGAGGAGGACGUGGCGGACAACAACAUCCUGCGGCUGUACACGCUGCGCGAGUGGUGCGAGGAGAUGGUGCGCGACCGGGACGGGCUGCGGUGCGGCGGGACCAACGACUUCCAGGACGCCCUGUUCGACAACGAGAUGAACGCGGCCGCGCACGAGGCGGUGGAGCAGUACGCGCAGACCAACUACAAGCUGGCGCUCAAGGCGGCGCUGUACGAGCUGACGGGCGCGCGCGACUUUUACCGCGAGGCGUGCGCGGCCGCGGGCAUCAAGAUGCACCGGGCCCUGGUGCUCAAGUACGUCGAGACGCAGGCGCUGCUGAUGGCGGUGAUUGCGCCGCACUGGUCCGAGCACAUCUGGCGCGAGGUGCUGAAGAAGGGCUCGACGAUCCACGAGGCGCGGUUCCCGCGGGUCCCCGCCGUCGACGCCGCCCUGUCGGCCAAGCGCGACUACGUGCGCAACACCUUCUCCAACGUCAACUCGGCCGAGGCGCUGCAGCUGAAGAAGAAGGCGAGGGGCAAGGAGGUCUCGUUCGACCCCAGGCGGCCCAAGAAGCUGACGGUUUACAUGACGGACGCGUUCCCGGCCUGGCAGGGCAAGUACGUGGCCCUGCUGGGGGAGCUGUGGGACCCGGCGACGCGGACCGUCAGCGACCGGGAGCUCAACGGCAGGAUCGCCCGGAUGGGCGAGAUGAAGAAGGCGAUGCCGUUUGCGCAGGCGCUCAAGAAGCGGCUGCAGGGGGGGGAGCCGGCCAGCGCGGUGCUGCAGCAGAAGCUGGCGUUUGACGAGAAGCAGACGCUGAGGCAGAUGCUGCCGGGGCUGACGAGGACGGCGGGCCUGGCGGCGGUCGACGUGCUGGUGGUGGACGAGGGGGGGAGGAGGGGGGUCAACCUGGCGGACGGGCGGGAGGUGGCCAUUACGACGGCGCUGGCGGAGAAUGCGGUGCCGGGGGUGCCUACGUUUUAUUUUGAGAAUGUGGAGGGGUAG
Ustilaginoidea virens is the source of this 3408-nucleotide messenger RNA. RefSeq lists its product as uncharacterized. Gene Ontology annotation, molecular function: leucine-tRNA ligase activity; aminoacyl-tRNA deacylase activity; ATP binding. Gene Ontology annotation, biological process: leucyl-tRNA aminoacylation. Lineage: Eukaryota; Fungi; Ascomycota; Sordariomycetes; Hypocreales; Clavicipitaceae. The record is from RefSeq and is a predicted model, not a curated record. The transcript is spliced from 2 exons. Bases 1 to 3408 code for a protein of 1135 amino acids.